Molecule: messenger RNA, 897 nt
Organism: Cucurbita moschata (crookneck pumpkin)
Lineage: Eukaryota; Viridiplantae; Streptophyta; Magnoliopsida; Cucurbitales; Cucurbitaceae
Exons: 3
Coding region: 1-897 (298 amino acids)
Source: RefSeq, a predicted model, not a curated record
AUGAAAAGACUAAGAACCAAAAAGCCCCCAGGGGCAAGCCCCAAGGAGCUAAGACCAGAAUUAGACGUUCUAAAGCCAAAGGUACCAGUCAAGGUCAAGGUGGAGGAGCGUUUAAGAGCUGUGCGGUCACAAAGGGGGUCGUUCCGGAGCAGUGAACUGAUGGAAAACCUAUUGCGUGCCAAGGGUUUGUGGAGUCUAGUAGAAGAGGGUUACACCGAACCGGCAGAGGGAAUUGAAGUGACUACAACGCAAAAAAGGAAUCUUGAGGAGCUCAAGAUGAAGGAUCAACAAGUGAAGCACUACCGAUUCCAAGCAAUUGAUCGGGUUGUGUUUGAACAGAUCUUGAAUCGCAAAACAUCCAAGAUCAUUUGGGAUUCGAUGAAGAAAAAGUUUGGAGGCAACAAAAGGGUGAAGUGGUCUCUUCUUCAAACCUUAAGAAGAGAUUUUGAGAUUCUUGAAAUGAAGAAUGAAGAAAACAUCGAUGAUUAUUUUGGAAGAGUAAUGGCUGUCUCCAACAAGAUGAGAAGCAACAAAGAAGACAUGUUAGAUUCGAAAAUUGUUGAGAAAAUACUUCGAACUCUAACUGACAAAUUCACAUAUGUGGUGGUGUCCAUCGAAGAAUCAAAAGACAUAGGAAAGAUGAUGAUUGACGAACUGCAAAGCUCUCUGUCUGUACAUGAAGAGAAAUUUAAGAAGAUCAGUCAUGAAGAAUGUGAUCAAGCUCUCAAUGUCGAGGCAGUCUCACUAUCAGAGGCAGAGGAUCAUACAGAGGUCGAGGCAGGGGCAGAGGACGCUCAUUCAAGAAAGCAACAAUCGAGUGUUACAACUGCUACCAACGUGGACAUUUCCAAUAUGAAUGUCCAAAUGGGAACAAUGGAGAACAAAUUGAAACUCUAG